Archocentrus centrarchus (flier cichlid) is the source of this 1490-nucleotide messenger RNA. RefSeq lists its product as uncharacterized. Lineage: Eukaryota; Metazoa; Chordata; Actinopteri; Cichliformes; Cichlidae. Gene Ontology annotation, molecular function: actin filament binding. The coding region runs from base 208 to 1173 and encodes 321 amino acids. Gene Ontology annotation, biological process: regulation of cell shape; actin filament organization. The record is from RefSeq and is a predicted model, not a curated record. The transcript is spliced from 2 exons.
ACUACAGAGCCUGAGCUUGCAUUGCUUACUGAAAUGCAUGAUUAAUUCUUUCUUAGCUGACUGACAAAGCAAAACAAGAGCGACACAUUUGGAACAGUGGAGGAGGCAAUGUGACAAUUCUUGUUUUAAGAUUCAGCAAAAAAACCCCCAAAAAACCGUCAGAUCUGAUUUGCUAUUUUCCAGCAUUAUACAAGAACCAAAAGACAGAUGGAAAGGAGUGCAAUCCCUCCGAAUACCCCAAAACUCAGUGCAGAAGAAGAUGCACUGGCACCUCAGGUACUGGAGAUUCUCAGUGGGAUCAAUCCUGAAGCCUUUGAGACCCUGAAGGAACCUGAAGAUAGAGAUGUGUGGUCACUGGAAGAGGGAGACGACUCUGUGUUUUACAGCGAUGAGGAGCAAGAUCAGCUGGACAUAAAAUCUACAGUAUCAGCUGGCAACAAGUGCAGACAUCUUGCCAACACUUUGUCAGAUGAACCUAACCAGCAGAAAGAGUAUAAGGCAGGGGAAGAAGCCAAUCCUGCCAAAGAAAAUUUAGACAUAGAAAGGGAAAUUACCCAACUUAUCACUUGGACCCAAGAAGAACCCCAAAAGCUCCAUACAGACAAAGCUAAACAGAUGCGUGGAUUAGACCCUGGGGAACCAGGUGCUGAUUCUCAACCACGUCCAGGACAGUUUGUGAGAACUUGUGAAGAUUUUCUGCAAUCACACUGCACAACUGCAGAAAUGCAAACACAACCUGAGCAAAAUGUAUUAGCAGAACAAGCAAAUCGACAAGUUAAAGAGGAAGAAGUGGAGCUACAGGCUCAGACACCAGACCUUAAGUCCUUUGAUGUACCUAAUGAGGAAGGAUACACAAGGCUGAAAAGGGAGAUAAAAUACCCAGGCCAGCUGUCUGGUGCUGAAUUUCAGAAAUCAAGUGCGGGUCAGCUUCAAGCGGAUCAGAAAACCGAGCAGGUCCAAAAAUAUAAUGUUCAAGUUGGGCUUCAUCAAAACCGCAGUCCGGGUUACUCCAGCCUGCCUCUGGUAAAGAAAUCUGGCUGCAGUGAGAGCCACCAGGAUUCAUUCAACCACCUCACAUCCUCCAAGUACAGCACCGUGUCCUAUCGCAGGAUCCGCAGAGGCAACACCCGUCAGAAGAUAGACGAGUUUGAGUACAUGAUAAUUAAUCAGUAAGAAUCUGGUAUGAAUGACUUUCUAAAGAAACCAUAAUAAAACAAAAAAACAAAAACAAAAUACCAAACUGUUAAUCUGUACUAUACACAGCUUACACAGAAAUAUCUGAUGUAACACCCCUGCGCAUGCAUUAACAGUUACUGUUAGGGUACUUUGUGUGUUUAGUCAUGAUUUGGAUCGAUAAGAGUGGAAACCUCUCAUGUUUGUACAGUAUAAUAUUAAGUUACUAGCUGCUAAUUUUAAAUUCCUCUGAAGUUACCCGAGUAGAUAAUUAUUAAGGUAUUUGUUUUUUACUAAAACACUGGCUAAUGGAGGGA